Messenger RNA from Pseudomyrmex gracilis, 1796 nucleotides. RefSeq names its product sodium/potassium-transporting ATPase subunit beta-2-like. NCBI's taxonomy places the organism in Eukaryota, Metazoa, Arthropoda, Insecta, Hymenoptera, Formicidae. The transcript is spliced from 6 exons. Gene Ontology annotation, molecular function: ATPase activator activity. The record is from RefSeq and is a predicted model, not a curated record. Gene Ontology annotation, biological process: sodium ion export across plasma membrane; intracellular sodium ion homeostasis; intracellular potassium ion homeostasis. The coding region runs from base 309 to 1286 and encodes 325 amino acids. Gene Ontology annotation, cellular component: sodium:potassium-exchanging ATPase complex.
GCGCUCGGGUGCGUUUAGUCAACCUGGUGGCGCCGGAGAACCAACUGUUGGCGGAGCAAACUCGUCGCGUCGGAAUUGCGGAUUGUUGGAGUAGAAGGAAAGGGAAUAAGAAAGAAAAACAGAAACAUAAAAAAAGCGACUCGCGCGAUCCGACAACACGGCGACCGAUCCCAAGUUAUCUUAUUGUUAGUGGGCUAGUGUCGGGAUUUCCCAAUUGUGUGUUUCAAGUAAACACGCGGCGGGCGGGUGCGCGCGUUCUGUGAACUGUAUACGAAAUCGCAACAGGUCGUUAAAACAGGUGGUACACAAUGGUGACCAAAGAUCCGAAGAUGGUUACCGCCAUGGAGUUGAUGAACCCGUACGAGAAACCGCCUAGCAUGUCGGCCAGUCAAACUAUGAGGACCUUUCUGUACAAUCGUGAGACCGGCGCAUUCAUGGGCAGGACCGCUAGUAGCUGGGGUAAAAUCGGACUGUUUUACUUGGUAUUCUACGGCGUUUUAGCAGCGCUUGUUGCCAUUUGUUUUUGGGGUUUCUUUCAAACGCUCGAUCCAAGAGUACCACGGUGGCAGCUCGACAGGUCCAUCAUUGGAACAAAUCCAGGACUAGGAUUCAGGCCGAUGCCACCGACGGAGAAUGUUGAGAGCACCUUGAUUUGGUACAAAGGUACCGAUAGCGAAAACUUCAAACACUGGGUUGAUUCACUUCAAAUUUUUUUAAAAGAUUAUAUAACACCUGGAUCUGUUCUGGGUCUCGGUGCUAACAUCAACAAAUGCGAUUACAAUCAGCCACCGCCGCCUGGAAAAGUCUGCGACGUCGACGUGAAAAACUGGCAUCCGUGCACCAAGGAAAACAAAUACAACUAUCACAAGUCCGCCCCCUGCAUUUUUCUCAAGCUGAACAAGAUUUACGGCUGGAGACCAGAUUUUUACAAUGAUACCGAAAACUUGCCGGAGAAAAUGCCACUUGAUCUCAAGGAGCACAUCGCGAGUCUAAAAGGAAACAAUUCUCUACAGCUGAACACAAUUUGGGUGUCUUGCGAGGGUGAAAAUCCCGCUGAUCAGGAGAACAUCGGACCAAUUAACUACAUGCCGCGACGCGGUUUUCCCGGUUAUUUUUAUCCUUACGAAAAUUCCGAGGGUUACUUAAGCCCGUUGGUUGCAGUACACUUUGUCAGACCGCGAACUGGAAUCUUGAUAAACGUGGAAUGCAAAGCGUGGGCGAAAAAUAUUAAGCACAGUCGUACCGACAAAAUUGGCGCGGUUCACUUCGAGUUGAUGAUAGAUUAACGAAAUCUACAAAUAGCCUUCGGCUAUCCUACGCCGUCUAAACCAAAAUUAACGAGUAUCCUCGAGAUAGCCAUUUAUCGGGUGAAUCUUCACCUUUCCAAAAAUAAAAUCGCGAACGAACGAAGUUAACGACACGUCAAUUUUUCGGACAACAUUAAGCGAGCACAAAACCAGAAAGUGCUCCUAUGCGAUAAACGUUUCUUCGAGAUUCUAAACCGUAUGUAUAUUGUGUAUCAUGUGCCGGGAUGAAAAUUGCAAACUUUUGAACGGUUGCAUUAUGUGCGUAUGCUGUGGAACGUAUGUGAAUUGAAAACGAAGCGCGAUCAGAAUUUUCAGGUGACUCAUCAUCAGAUUACUUUUUAUCUAGAACAUCUGUCUUCCACACAUUGGAUCUGCCGUUUGAAACUUGAUACAUUUUUUUUAUAAUGUGUGUGUGUAUUCGCUAUUUUUAAAAAAUGUCUAAAGACUAUCUACACACUAUAUUCGCAUCACAACACAAAUGAUUUUAUU